GUCAAUAUACCAGAUUUUGCAAAAUGCUUCAGACGAACUGGACGACAAUCACUGAGUUUAUCAUCGUGGGCUUCCCUGGACUGCAUCCGGACUACUAUGGCCUGGUCGCUGCUAUUUUCUUCAUCGUCUACACGACCACAGUGGCCGGGAACACUGUUUUUCUGGUGCUGUUUUUCACUUCGCAGAGCCUCAGGAAGCCUAUGUACAUUAUCCUUGCAAGCCUGGCAAUAUCUGAUACGUGUUUCUCCACAGUUGCCCUACCUAAGAUAAUAUCCAGGUACUUGUUUGAUGCGGGAGCAUCCCCUUUCCAUGCUUGCUUCUUCCAAAUGGAACUAAUCCACUAUUUUGGGACAUUAAACUCACUGAUAAUGAUGAUCAUGGCCCUUGACCGCUAUGUGGCUAUCUGUUAUUCUCUGAGAUACCAGGCUAUUAUGACUAAUCGCAUCACGUACAUCAUAAACGUAACGGCUUGGGUAACUGCUUUGAUCGCUCCCACGAUAGCCACCCUACACACUCAACAGCUUCCUUACUGUGGGCCUAAACUGAUCAUUCAGUGCUAUUGUGACCACAUCUCUAUUACUAACCUGGCCUGUGCUGACAACAGCAAGCAGAUUUUGGUGGCCCUGUGCGUGGCCCUACUCGUGCUUCUCCUUCCUCUAGCCUUCAUCAUUUACUCUUACGGUCACAUCAUAACAUCUGUCAUGAAGCUGUCGAGCUCUCAGAGUCGCUGGAAAAGUUUUGCCACCUGCAGCACGCAGCUGUGCAUCACCGCCCUGUUUUACAUGCCUCGUUGUGCAGUGUAUAUUGCCAGUUUCCUGCAAAUCCAAAUCAGCAAAGAUUUCAGGAUAGUUCUCAUUCUGCUCUACAGCCUCGUUCCACCAAUGAUAAACCCCUUCAUUUACUGUUUACGUACACAGGAGAUCAGAAACAUUGUGAGCAGGUGGUUUAGCAGACAAAGGGCCAUGAGACACACGUCUAUAAUUAAUGUGAUCACACAGUAA
Molecule: messenger RNA, 1001 nt
Organism: Pimephales promelas (fathead minnow)
Lineage: Eukaryota; Metazoa; Chordata; Actinopteri; Cypriniformes; Leuciscidae
Gene: or30bv1
Product: odorant receptor, family 30, subfamily BV, member 1
Biological process (GO): G protein-coupled receptor signaling pathway
Cellular component (GO): plasma membrane
Molecular function (GO): G protein-coupled receptor activity; olfactory receptor activity
Source: RefSeq, a predicted model, not a curated record